UAACAGAGAGUGGCGGUGUGUGGGUGUACCGUCGGUGUAUGUAUUGCAACAACGGAGAAGCGGACGCACGAGUCAUCAAUCACUGGGUCCUCACGCCUACACUUCAAGACACUUCACAUCUCUUCCUGGCAGAUGAAGAGACAACAUGAUGGGCCACAAGUUGCGGGUCGUUGCUGUGAACAACUUUCCAUAUAUUGAUUUUGAGUUUAACGUCAGUGACCCGGGUGGUAUAAUCACAAUUAAAGAUUCCAUAGACAAAAGACUGAUCAACACAUUCGCAGCCGCUCUUAAUUUCACAUACGAGAUUAGAUCUGAACCCGAACAACAGUGGGGUCUGCAAGUGAACGGAGCCUUCACCGGGAUGAUGGGACAGCUUCAGCGUGAGGAGACAGACUUGUGCUCCAAAGCUGGUCCCUCACCAGAACGUCUGAAGGUCAUAGAGUUCCUCAGGGGGUAUCCCUCAGAGCAGAUGACUGUGAUAUCUCUGAAGCCUUCACUGUUACCGGAAAACUUGUCCUUCAUAAGGCCAUUUACAGGAGAGUUGUGGUUGGCAGUGCUGGUGAGCGUGGUAGUGUGGGGCGUGAUCCUGUGGCUGCUGCAGAGAGCGUGGCGGUGGGUGACAGGUGGUAAUGGGGUCAAGUUUAGCACUGCAUUCAUGUACUGCUGGGCUGCCCUCGUGGUACAGUCAGUUCCUGAUCCGCCAGUUAGUGACUCAGGAAGAGUGUUGGUGAUUUCAUGGCUGGUGUUCUGUCUGGUCAUCACUACGGGAUACAGCUCAUCACUGAUCGCUCACAUAACCAUUCAAGGAAAGACAAAGCCUAUUGAGACUUUUGAGGACCUGGGAAAGCUGAGUAACUGGAAAUGGGGCACUGAGCCCUGGCAAUUUAACGGGAUAAGUUUGGAAUAUUUCUCCAAUCAUUCUAACCCUAUUAUGCAGCACAUUUAUAAGAAUAUGGAGAGAGUAUCCAUGAGAGAGGCGCUGAAGAAGACAUUGCAGGGUCACUAUAGUCUAAUUACAGGAACGAAUAAUAUCAUGAUUACCAUCGCCUCCUACUACACUGACUCCCACGGCAACACACCAUUCUUUAUCAGCAAGAAAGGUGUCACUCCAAUGGCUGCUUACGGAUGGGGUUUUAGAAAAGGCGCACCGUUUUACGCACGUUUUCAUCAGCUUAUGUCGCGACUGGAAGAUGCUGGAAUUAUAAAAUACUGGACUGAGGACGUGAUAGCCAGACGUGUGAGGAAGAACAGGGCAGCUGCUGCCCUCAACCCUCAAGUUAAUCUGGAGAACACUCAUAUGGGUGAGAGCGAAGUAGUGGUGCUUGGGAUGCAACACAUGCAGGGCGCCUUUUACCUCUUGUUCCUGGGCUGCUUCUUCGCCAUCCUGAUCCUGCUGUGGGAGAACCUCGCCAACGCCUUCUUCUCACCUUAGUAUCUCUCAUUGCAUUACCAGACCUCCGACCAAGAAUAAUGUUUUGAUGAUAAAAGCUUCAUUGACUGAUAAUGAACUGAUGUCUCAUGUGUAGUCAAUAGGCUUCAAAACCCAUUGAACAACCAACCUAUAAAUUGCAUAUCGCAUCUCCUAGGAAUGCUUCCUCCAAGACAAUGCCAAUACCAUGGAAAAACGAAAAAUAAAAUUUAUGACGCAGACUGCUGAACGAGCCAAGAUUGUGAGGAUGUGGCUUUGGGGCAUGACAGCGAGGGACAUAUCCCUAGAGAGUGGCACCAGUGUCUCCACAGUGUACAGGUGGAUCCGUCGCUGGCGAGACUGUGGAACGCUGGAGACUCGAUCUCACUGCAGGCGAUCAUUCGCCCACUUCUAUACCUACUCGGUCUCUCAGCUCAGUAGCAGGGAACCUUGCUGCUCUAAUUCGUUUCCCUGGUUUCAAGAGAAUAAUUCUCCACUUCCCUGGAAAAGUGCUUCGUAAGACUGGUGUGCGGGAACUUUGCUUUUAACACGGGGAAAAUUUAGAAUUAUUUACAAUUUUAACGAAGUGUAAAUUAAAUUUGUUUACAAUGGUAUUUCCGCUUAGUGAAUCCAAAAGAAAAAACAAUGUGCUCUUGCAGGGAAUUUAACUAGCUUAAAUGUGUUAUUUGUGGUCUAUUUAUUUUCAUUAUUCUUCAACUGACUUCAAAGACCCAAACAAGCCAGUUUGCUUUAAGAUUCUUCAUAGAUCGAAAUGGAUAUUCAUUGGUGAUAAAUAUAAUUCAAAAUGCUUCAAUGUUUACAAAGUUUAGCAAUAAACUUUGUAGAAUACUCUGCAGAUUAGGUGAGAAAGUUUAUUUGCUUUCUGAACUGGGAAAAUAUCUGUGAAACACUUCAGCAAUAAAUUAAUUUUAAAACUAA
This is a messenger RNA of Cherax quadricarinatus, 2347 nucleotides long. NCBI's taxonomy places the organism in Eukaryota, Metazoa, Arthropoda, Malacostraca, Decapoda, Parastacidae. The record is from RefSeq and is a predicted model, not a curated record.